UUAAGAUAUCAUAUACAAUGUUUCUUUUUUCUUUCACUGGCGUUGCCAGUCUUCGGCGGAGUGGGUCCCACAACUUGCCUGUAACUUACCCCGCCGGCACAUAAAGCUUAGCUGGUUAGCCUAUUGUGAUGUUCGGCAAGAUGGGUCGAGACGAAUGGUUAAACCAUAUGCGCCAACAUAGGCCGCGAUGGCGUUGUGCCGCACGGGCGCACGGUAUCCUUGUCUUCUAUGAGAAAAGCGAGUACGAAGAGCACAUGCGCCGAAAGCACAAAAGCACUCAACCACAGUUAACCAUACUCGCGGAGAGAAGUAGUCGACCCUCUGGUCCUGUCUUCCAGUCCUGCCCGUUGUGUGAUGAAGGAAAUCGGGCUGAUCUCGAGGAGCACAUUGCUGACCAUCUUACAUAUCUUGCAUUGAUGUCAAUACCCUUGCCUCAGAGCGAAGCGAAUGAUGAAUACACGUGGAUGGAUGAAACCAAGGGUACCAAGCAUUUCCGGGCCGGAGGCGCUGGACUGACCGAUUCCGAUCGCUCUUUCGACAAAACUGAAAUGGAAAAGGCAGGAGAUCCCUCUAGGCUCCCCGAAUCUCCUUUUGCUGGAUUGGAGGAGCCAAACCAGACACAUACAAAGGGAAAGGCACCAGCGAAGAUACGUAAUCAGGGAGAACCGCACAGGAGUUUCCGAAAGGCCAAUUCAUACCAAAGGGAAAACACCGGAUUCUUUACAGGUCGGUGUCAAUGGAUGAGCAGCACUGAAUCAAAAAACUGUGAGGGAGUGGAGGAUCUCCUUCGUCAUAUCGCCGAAACGCAUAGGGAGUAUGCUUCCGUCUGUCCUAUGAAAGUUUGUGAGCAAAAGUUUGCCGAUAGUGAAGAUUAUGUGAAACAUGUGCAGGUUUACCAUAAGAGACUGGUUUUCACUAAAGUCUCCGUCUCAAUCAACCCGCGAUUUGAUGGGAUGUCGAACAAAAAGCUCCAGCUUAACCAGUUUAGGAACAACAACUGCAAGGCUCUGGACCAGGUCUCCAAACUCAAUUAUCACGCGCAUAAUGAUUUGGGACGUUAG
Aspergillus neoniger CBS 115656 is the source of this 1061-nucleotide messenger RNA. RefSeq lists its product as uncharacterized. The coding region runs from base 129 to 1061 and encodes 310 amino acids. The transcript has 5 exons. NCBI's taxonomy places the organism in Eukaryota, Fungi, Ascomycota, Eurotiomycetes, Eurotiales, Aspergillaceae. The record is from RefSeq and is a predicted model, not a curated record.